This is a messenger RNA of Aspergillus thermomutatus, 246 nucleotides long. RefSeq lists its product as uncharacterized. The transcript is spliced from 3 exons. The record is from RefSeq and is a predicted model, not a curated record. Bases 1 to 246 code for a protein of 81 amino acids. Lineage: Eukaryota; Fungi; Ascomycota; Eurotiomycetes; Eurotiales; Aspergillaceae.
AUGGAUCUCCUCCAGAAACACGGACACCUCAAACACGACCGCGCGAAAUCCCUCGCCCAGAAACAAGAGGCGGAGGAGCGGCGUCAUCAGAGUCAACAGGAGUUCAACGAGCUGCUCGGGAACUUCGGCCAGUCGCAUCACGAUCAUCCUGAUCGGAGGAGUAGUGGCGCGGGGAAUAUGGCGAGGGAUAUUGAAGAGUUUAAGAGGAGACUGUCGAAUGGGGAGAGUUUGGAGCAGAAGGAGUGA